AUGUCAUCUGCCUGCUGUUCUAUCCCACCAGUUAUUGAUCAAACAAACUACAAACCAAAAGGAACAUAUGAGAAAGUUGGCCAUUUUGAAAAGGCUUACGUAACAGGUCCUUCUGAUGCUCACACGGUCCUUCUGGGCAUCUACGAUAUCUUUGGUUAUUUUAACCAAACUCUUCAAGGCGCCGAUAUUCUGGCUGAUAAGGGCUACCGUGUUGUUCUUCCUGAUUUCUUCCGAGGCAAACCAUUCCCACUCGAGAAAUUCCCACCAAGCAACGAUAAAGAUAAGAAAGAAUUGGGUGAUUUCUUUGCUACUAUCGCAUCCCCAUCAGCUCGUAUCCCAGAGUUGCUUAAUCUUUCAAACGAAUUACGCCAGAAGCACAGCAAAUUGGGACUUGUUGGAUAUUGUUGGGGUGCAGCUAUUGCUUUGAAUGCAUCUACUCAGGAUAUCAAACUAUUUGACGCUGUUGCUGUACUUCAUCCAGCUAUGCUUGAUGCCGGAGUAGUUGAAAAAGUGAAAACACCAAUUGGUUUCUUCCCAUCUAAAGAUGAAGACGGUGCAGAGGUUGACAAGGUCAUCAAAAUUCUAAGCUCCAAUGAAUUUAAAGAGAAGAACGCAUAUCAACAUUUCAAAUCCGAGAAGUCAAUUCACGGCUUCGCUGCAGCAAGAUCAAACCUCAAAGACGAAGAGGCUAAAGAAAUUUACAAGGAAGCAUACGAGCGUCUGACAGAUUUCUUCAAGAAGGCACUCUAA
Wallemia mellicola CBS 633.66 is the source of this 750-nucleotide messenger RNA. Its product is annotated as alpha/beta-hydrolase. Gene Ontology annotation, molecular function: hydrolase activity. The transcript is spliced from 3 exons. Bases 1 to 750 code for a protein of 249 amino acids. Lineage: Eukaryota; Fungi; Basidiomycota; Wallemiomycetes; Wallemiales; Wallemiaceae. The record is from RefSeq and is a predicted model, not a curated record.